CUGUCAGAUGAGGCGGUGAGCCCCCUGAGAAAGCCGGGUGUGGGGAGGGGGCCAGCUAGUUGGCUGGCUGGGAGUGAUAGGCGCGCACCAUGCUGCACCAUGCAGGACCCCACACUAGCAAACUUGUCAAACAGGUGGCCGCCUGCUGCCUUCUGCUCCCCCGCUUCCUGCUCACAGCCCUAAUGCUGUGGCUACUGGACUUCCCAUGUAUCAGGAGGAAAGUCCUGCUCAGUGCCCGGGAGCAGGAGGAGGAGACCCCCGAGAGGGACGACCCCCCAGUCUGCGUGUCGGACUCCAACAGGAUGUGCACGGUGGAGUCCUUGCGGGCGGUGUGGCAUGGCCAGAAACUGGACUACUUCAAGUCUGCCCACCUGGGCUGCCCUGCCCCCAACACUGAGGUGGUCCCCCUGGAUGGGCAGAGGCUGUGCCGGGUGCUGGACUUCUGUCAGGCGCACAGACCCCUGGUAGUGAAUUUUGGGAGCUGCACCUGACCCCCUUUCAUGGCUCGGCUGCAGGCAUACCACCGGCUGGCAGUACAGCACAUGCACAUGGCAGACUUCCUGCUGGUAUACAUAGAGGAGGCUCAUCCUUCUGAUGGCUGGGUGAGUACAGACUCAUCUUACCAAAUCCCCAGGCACCAGUGCCUCCAGGACCGGCUGAAUGCUGCCCAGCUGAUGGUGCAGGGUUUGCCAGGCUGCAGGGUGGUGGUGGACUCAAUGAGCAAUGCAUCCAAUUCUGCCUAUGGGGCUUACUUUGAGAGGCUCUAUGUCAUCCUGGAGGGCAAGGUGGUGUACCAGGGAGGCAGAGGACCUGAGGGGUACAAGAUCUCUGAGCUAAGGAGCUGGCUGGAGCACUAUGAGAGGCACCCAAGGGACACUAGCCCUGUUGUGAUCCAGAUCUAAGAGACAGUGAUGGGGGGGUGGGGGGGGGGGGGGGAAGUAUUGCAGUCACAGUUACUGUAACAUCACCCAGCAGUAUUCUAGAACUCUCAGAUGGGGCAGCGUUCUCCUGAUACUUUUUUUAUUUUUAUUAUUUUGUGGCCAGAUUUGGAAGGAGCUGCAACUCCUAUCACCCUCAGAUCAGCCCUUGUCCCGUGGUGAUGGGAGUUGCUACCACUACCCCUCGCAGCAACAACAACAGCAAAAAUCUGACAGUGCCUCAUUUCAUUUUUUAUUUAAUGUUUUUUAUUAUUUUUUUUAUUUUUUUUUCAUUGCUGCCAUAAAGAAGAAAUGAAGGGACAUUUGGCUACUGUGAAAGGAAAGACUUAAUCAAAUGCAACAUUGAUUUGUAAGCUGCAAGAAUAAGCUACAAUGUUUGUUUUCUUAUUAAUGUGUUGGUUUUUUUAUAUAUAUUUUUGUAUUUUUUUUUUUUUUUUUGUAGAAUUCUUGUUGCUUGCGUCAGAGGGUGUAAUAAUAAUAAUAAAUAAUAACGUGUUCAUUGCUGUGCUAGUGCUGAACCUGCGGGUGUUUAAAUGAAGACCGGUUUUGAAAUGGUUAAAUAUUCACCAAAAAAUCGUUGUCUGAUGUUGCUAAUUACCUACAGAUCACUCAGUAUUAGGUGCAGUAAAAAAAGGAAAAAGAAGAAAAAGUUUAUUUAUGUGACUUUUGUAAGCAGACUUUUAUAAUAAAGGAUUUUUUA
Molecule: messenger RNA, 1638 nt
Organism: Pelobates fuscus (common spadefoot toad)
Lineage: Eukaryota; Metazoa; Chordata; Amphibia; Anura; Pelobatidae
Gene: DIO3
Product: iodothyronine deiodinase 3
Exons: 1
Biological process (GO): thyroid hormone metabolic process
Molecular function (GO): thyroxine 5'-deiodinase activity
Source: RefSeq, a predicted model, not a curated record